CGGCGCCGUGCACUGGCCCGCGGGAGCGCGCUCGGGGCCGCGCGUUUUCCGCUUUCCCGGCUCGGUCGCUGACGCGUCGUAGACGUUGGGGAGCGGGAAGGCAGCGACAGCGGGAUCAGGAUGAACAGCGGCGGCGGCUUCGGGUUGGGCUUAGGCUUCGGCCUCACCCCUACGGCGGUGAUUCAGGUGACGAAUCUGUCGUCGGCCGUGACCAGCGAGCAGAUGCGUACGCUUUUUUCCUUCCUAGGAGAAAUCGAGGAGCUGCGGCUCUACCCCCCGGACAACGCACCUCUUGCUUUUUCCUCCAAAGUAUGUUAUGUUAAGUUUCGUGACCCAUCAAGUGUUGGUGUGGCCCAGCAUCUAACUAACACGGUUUUUAUUGACAGAGCUCUGAUAGUUGUUCCUUGUGCAGAAGUGAUGCAGCCAACACGAACGGUUGUCAUGUGUAACACAACUUUCGAUCACCGCGAAAACACCGUCCUGGGAAAGCGUCCAUGCUUGAUAUCGUUUGGUUCAUGAACAUUAAGUUUCCAGUACAGGUAAAAUCCCGGAGGAAUCUAAAGCCCUUUCUUUAUUGGCUCCUGCUCCAACCAUGACAAGUCUGAUGCCUGGUGCAGGAUUGCUUCCCAUACCAACGCCAAAUCCCUUGACUACACUUGGUGUUUCACUUAGCAGUUUGGGAGCUAUACCAGCAGCAGCAUUAGACCCCAACAUUACAACACUUGGGGAGAUACCACAGCCACCACUUAUGGGAAAUGUGGAUCCUUCCAAGAUUGAUGAAAUUAGGAGAACAGUCUAUGUUGGAAAUUUGAAUUCCCAGACAACAACAGCUGAUCAACUACUUGAAUUUUUUAAACAAGUUGGGGAAGUGAAGUUUGUGCGGAUGGCAGGUGAUGAGACUCAGCCAACUCGGUUUGCUUUUGUGGAAUUUGCAGACCAAAAUUCUGUCCCAAGGGCCCUUGCUUUUAAUGGAGUUAUGUUUGGAGACAGGCCACUGAAAAUAAAUCACUCCAACAAUGCAAUAGUAAAACCCCCUGAGAUGACACCUCAGGCUGCAGCUAAGGAAUUAGAAGAAGUAAUGAAGCGAGUACGAGAGGCUCAGUCAUUUAUCUCAGCAGCUAUUGAACCAGAGUCUGGAAAGAGCAAUGAAAGAAAAGGCGGUCGAUCUCGUUCCCACUCUCGCUCAAAAUCCAGGUCUAGCUCAAAAUCCCAUUCUAGAAGGAAAAGAUCACAGUCAAAACACAGGAGUAGAUCCCAUAAUAGAUCACGUUCAAGACAAAAAGACAGACGUAGAUCUAGGAGCCCACAUAAAAAGCGUUCUAAAUCAAGGGAGAGACGAAAGUCAAGGAGUCGUUCACACUCAAGGGACAAGAGAAAAGACACUCGAGAAAAGGUCAAGGAAAGAGUGAAAGAGAAAGAUAGAGAAAAGGAAAGAGACAAAGAGAGAGAGAGGGAAAAGGAGCGUGAAAAAGAAAAGGAACGGGGUAAAAACAAAGACCGGGAAAAAGACAAGGAAAAGGACAGAGAGAAAGAGCGAGAAAAAGAGCAUGAAAAGGAGCGUGACAAAGAGAAGGAAAAGGAACAGGACAAAGAAAAGGAACGAGAAAAGGACAGGUCCAAAGAGAUAGAUGAAAAAAGAAAGAAGGAUAAAAAAUCCAGAACACCACCCAGAAGUUAUAAUGCAUCAAGAAGAUCUCGUAGUUCCAGCAGGGAAAGACGAAGGAGGAGGAGCAGGAGUUGUUCCAGAUCACCAAGAACAUCCAAAACGAUGAAGAGGAAAUCUUCUAGAUCUCCAUCGCCUAGGAGCAGAAAUAAGAAGGAUAAAAAGAGAGAAAAAGAAAGGGACCACAACAGUGAAAGAAGAGAAAGAGAACGUUCAGCCUCUACAAGGAAGAGUUCUAAUGACAGAGAUGGGAAAGAGAAGUUGGAGAAGAAUAGUACUUCACUUAAAGAGAAGGAGCACAAUAAAGAACCAGAUUCAAGCCUGAGCAAAGAAGAUGACAAGGAUGCACCAAGGACUGAGGAAAACAAAGUGCAGCAAAAUGGCAGUUGUCAGCCAAAUGAAGAAAACCUCUCUACCAAAACAGAAGCCGUAUAGGACCAACAAACGCAUCUUUACACUCAGUGCUGGAAUAAAAUCCAAAGCUUUUAAUUCUCUCAACAGGAUGUAAACGGAGAAGAAAUCUAUAGGUGACUUUGUGGCCAUCUUGUUGCUGAGUAAGAAAAUAAAGCAUGAACAUCAUGAAAACAACAGAUGUUACCCAAAUCCAUCUUCUAAAAUCUGUGCAUUUCCAUGGUGGCUGACACACUUGUCGUGUGGUUUGUUAGUGUUUGCCAAGAACCAUUGCAAAUAAAUCGAACAUCAAAGAUCUAAAUUUGUACCAUCCCUAAGGACUGGAGAUAAGCAUUGGAGGCUCUUUUAAAAAAUGGUAGUUACUGAAUUUUGUAUUGUUUUACUGUUUCUUUUUUAUUUCAGUAUAUACAGUUUGAUGAUGUGCUUGAAAUUGGUGCAGAUAUAUACACACCUUGUAAGUGCAAAGUAUGUAAGAAGUUUUAACAUUUACUUCACAAGAUUUACAGUGAUGUGUUAAAUUCUCACUAUUGUGUUUUCUUUUGCUCACUGUUUAGGACAACGGUUUUCUUUAAAAUAGUUUUGCAGAUUAAAAUUGCUUAAUAAGUGGAUUAAAAAACCAACUGAAAAUGCAUGCUACUGUUCUUUUUCAAAAGGAAGAACAGCUGUGUUGAAUACUAAUAAUAAUGUAUUAGUAUUCGGUGUUUAGAAUUGUUGGGUCUACCCACCAAGUGAGCAUUUAUUUUUGAACUUUCUUGACAUUUCCAAGCUUCUUAUGAAUAAUAUUGCAGUGUGUCUUGUCAGCUGUAGGUGGCAAAGGUGCCCUUUUAAAAAGGAAUCUAGGUUUUCAAAUGGGCUAUGGGAGCACAAGCUGAAGCUUUAGUGCCUUCUACAAUGUGGUAUACUGUUUUCUAGAAUUUUAUAUGUGCUAGUCAUUCUCAAUCAUAUGGAAUCUAGAUGGAUAUUUCAUUCAUACCCAUUAGAGAAGUGUGCAGGUGGUAUGUCCGAAGAGCUUCUUACUUAUUUCGCCUAAUAUGAGAAGGAAGUCCUGUUUUCAAGAAUGACUAUUUAGAGUCAUACAGUUUUGGGACCAUCACUUUUAUACUGUGAUAAUUGAAAAUGAAACAUGUUCUUAUUUUCCUUGAAUCAGAGGAAACACUUUAGUUGUCUAUAUUGGAUGGCCUUAAUUAUUACCUCUCAAUUGUCUUUGCAUAAAUAAUGUGCAGAAAUUAUACUUAAAGGGAGGGUAGGACUAUAUGGGAGGUUUUCUUUUUUAUGUUUAAGGAUAUAUUUACUUGUUAAGAUAUAGGUCAUCCAUCAUUCUUAGGCUCACAUUUUGCAGAAAGUAUGCAAAUAAUAAAAUGACAACGUUGCUGUUUUUCCCCAAAACUAUAACUUGUAGUUUCUGAACUCUUCAUUAUGGUUAUAUUUUCCAAAAAGUAAUCUUUUAAUUAGCAUGUUACUAAAAAAUCAAGUAUAAUUUUAAUGCAGUCUAAUACAAUCAAAUUACUCAGUUGCCUUACCUCAUGGGAAGAGUUAAUUUUAUAAAUUUAAAAAGCUGGUAGCACAUUAGUUACUUGGUUUCCACUUGAGUUUUCUUUUAAUGUUAGUACUAUUGAAACCUAAGUAUUUGGUGGAAAAUGGAAAGAGUUGCCCUUAUUGCAAGUAAUGAUGAAGCCUGGUUUAAUUAUGAAGCUGCUUAAUCACUCUUCACGUGUUCAAAAUUACUGUUUGUUGUUUUUUCCUUUUUGUCACUGUGUACAUUAAAAUUUUGGAAAAUGCUUUACUAUGUAAAGUAUAGAUGGUCAUUUUAAUCAUUCAGCCACAUAUGGUUGGCUGGUAAACAGCUUAUUCUGAUACAAGAAUGCUUGGGUACAAAUGGAAAGAUUGUGAAAGAGUGUGUGUCUUACACCAACAGCUAUCUUAUUUAUGAUAUGUAAGUAGCAUAGAGCUAAUGUUUGAAUCUUUGUUAUUUUUAGUACUAUUUCUCUAAUAAAGCUAAGUAUUUGAG
Otolemur garnettii (small-eared galago) is the source of this 4082-nucleotide messenger RNA. It is a transcript of the gene SREK1, whose product is annotated as splicing regulatory glutamic acid and lysine rich protein 1. Gene Ontology annotation, molecular function: RNA binding. NCBI's taxonomy places the organism in Eukaryota, Metazoa, Chordata, Mammalia, Primates, Galagidae. The record is from RefSeq and is a predicted model, not a curated record. Gene Ontology annotation, cellular component: nucleoplasm. The transcript has 13 exons. The coding region runs from base 593 to 2098 and encodes 501 amino acids.